Yarrowia lipolytica CLIB122 is the source of this 393-nucleotide messenger RNA. Its product is annotated as 40S ribosomal protein uS8. Lineage: Eukaryota; Fungi; Ascomycota; Dipodascomycetes; Dipodascales. Gene Ontology annotation, molecular function: structural constituent of ribosome. The record is from RefSeq and is a predicted model, not a curated record. Gene Ontology annotation, cellular component: ribosome; cytosolic small ribosomal subunit. Gene Ontology annotation, biological process: translation.
AUGACUCGAACCUCUGUUCUUGCUGACGCCCUCAAGUCCAUCACCAACGCCGAGAAGGCUGGUAAGCGACAGGUCCUGAUUCGACCCGCAUCCAAGGUCAUCAUCAAGUUCCUGCAGGUCAUGCAGAAGCAUGGUUACAUCAACGAGUUCACCUACGUUGAUGACCACCGAUCCGGCAAGAUCGUUGUCGAGCUGAACGGCCGACUCAACAAGUGUGGUGUCAUUUCUCCCCGAUUCAACGUCAAAAUUGAUGAUAUGGAGAAGUGGGUCCAGAACCUGCUGCCUUCUCGACAGUUUGGUUACAUCAUCCUGACCACUUCUGCCGGAAUCAUGGACCACGAGGAGGCCCGACGACGACACGUUGCUGGAAAGAUCCUCGGUUUUUUCUACUAA